Microthlaspi erraticum is the source of this 1545-nucleotide messenger RNA. NCBI's taxonomy places the organism in Eukaryota, Viridiplantae, Streptophyta, Magnoliopsida, Brassicales, Brassicaceae. The record is from the annotation of a GenBank genome assembly.
AUGGAUAGCGAUACACUCACCGGAUUAUUGAAAACCGUCGCCAGAAAAUUCCCCGAUCGGCGAGCGCUCUCGGUUUCUGGAAAAUUAGAUCUCACUCACUCGCGUCUUCAUGAUCUAAUCGAACGCACCGCCUCACGCCUUGUCUCCGCCGCAGGAAUCAAGCCCGGAGAUGUGGUGGCUCUCACCUUCCCUAACACCGUCGAGUUUGUGAUAAUGUUUUUGGCGGUGAUAAGAGCUCGGGCCACGGCGGCGCCGUUGAACGCGGCGUACACCGCGGAGGAAUUCGAGUUUUACCUCUCCGAUUCAGAUUCAAAGCUAUUGCUAACCUCUAAAGAAGGAAACGGACCGGCUCAAGAGGCAGCUUCGAAGCUGAACAUCUCUCACGUCACCGCCACCCUCCUGGACUCCGGCUCGGACCUUGCUCUCUCCGUGGCGGAUUCCGACUCGGUCGCUGACUCAGUUUCGGAACUCGUUAACAGCCCGGACGACGCGUCCCUCUUCCUCCACACCUCCGGCACCACGAGCCGUCCGAAGGGUGUACCGCUUACGCAGCUCAAUCUAGCUUCAUCGGUCAGGAACAUUAAAUCGGUGUACAAACUCACCGAGUCUGAUUCGACUGUGAUUGUUCUCCCUCUGUUCCACGUUCAUGGUUUGCUAGCUGGACUUCUCAGCUCGCUCGGAGCUGGUGCUGCCGUGACUCUCCCAGCCGCUGGUCGAUUCUCAGCGACUACUUUUUGGCCUGACAUGAAGAAGUAUAACGCCACGUGGUAUACAGCUGUUCCCACCAUUCAUCAGAUCAUAUUGGACCGCCACGCGAGCCACCCUGAACCGGAAUACCCUAAACUCCGGUUCAUCAGGAGUUGCAGCGCUUCUUUGGCUCCGGUGAUAUUGUCCAGGCUUGAGGAAGCUUUUGGAGCACCAGUUCUGGAGGCCUAUGCAAUGACAGAGGCGACUCACUUGAUGAGCUCAAACCCUUUGCCAGAGGAAGGUCUACACAAGCCGGGGUCUGUUGGGAAACCGGUAGGUCAAGAAAUGGUGAUCCUUAACGAGAAAGGUGAGAUACAAGAGCCGAAUAGCAAGGGAGAGGUUUGUUUAAGAGGUCCAAAUGUGACAAAGGGUUACAAGAACAACCCAGAGGCCAACAAGGCAGGUUUUGAGUUUGGGUGGUUCCACACCGGUGAUAUCGGUUUCUUUGAUUCUGAUGGGUAUUUGCAUCUGGUGGGUCGGAUCAAAGAGCUUAUCAACCGUGGAGGUGAGAAGAUUUCCCCAAUUGAAGUGGACGCAGUGCUCUUAACACAUCCUGACGUUUCUCAGGGAGUUGCGUUCGGGGUCCCUGAUGAGAAAUAUGGCGAGGAGAUUAACUGUGCGGUGAUUCCAAGAGACGGAACAAGUGUGACCGAAGAGGACAUUAAAGCGUUUUGUAAGAAGAAUUUGGCAGCUUUCAAGGUGCCAAAGAGAGUGUUCAUCACUGAUAACCUUCCCAAAACUGCCUCGGGUAAGAUUCAGCGCCGUAUCGUCGCGCAGCAUUUCCUUGAAAAACCCUAA